Messenger RNA from Cantharellus anzutake, 861 nucleotides. RefSeq lists its product as uncharacterized. Gene Ontology annotation, molecular function: DNA-binding transcription factor activity, RNA polymerase II-specific; zinc ion binding; RNA polymerase II cis-regulatory region sequence-specific DNA binding. Gene Ontology annotation, biological process: regulation of transcription by RNA polymerase II. The record is from RefSeq and is a predicted model, not a curated record. Gene Ontology annotation, cellular component: nucleus. The transcript is spliced from 4 exons. The coding region runs from base 1 to 861 and encodes 286 amino acids. NCBI's taxonomy places the organism in Eukaryota, Fungi, Basidiomycota, Agaricomycetes, Cantharellales, Hydnaceae.
AUGAGCCAGCCGGGAGUCCAGGACUCGAAUGCUCAGGCUGAUAACUACUUUGAUUUCAACCCACCGGACAGUCCUUCGGGUGACCAUGAAGUCGUGACUUGUCUCUGGAAUAACUGUGGCAGGCAGUUUAACAAAUUAAAUCCUCUGAUUACUCAUGUACAUGAAGAUCACGUCGGCGUUCACAAGUCAACGUACGCCUGCGACUGGGCAACUUGUUCACGCAGGGGGAUGGCUCAAACGUCACGCUUUGCCCUCGUGUCGCAUCUUCGAUCUCACACCGGCGAGAAGCCUUUCACUUGUUCACUCCCAGAGUGCGAUAAGUCUUUCACCCGCUCAGACGCAUUAGCAAAACACAUGCGUCUUCAGCACAACAUCUCACCCCCACUACCAGGGCGCGGCAAUCGCAAACGAAAGCGUCCCGAUCCUGAAGAACUUCCCUCUCCAUCUUCUACACCGGCACCAGGUGCGCGAGGUUCACAUGUCAGUCAACCCGGGAUCCCCAAUGAAAAGCCUUUGGAAAAUGAUGAGGACGACCUUGGAGACUUCGUCGAUUUUGAGGGAAAUGGCACACACACCUCUCCACAUGCUGGAACCGUCCCACCUCACGAAAUGGACGGCGAAGAGGAUCUUUCGGAUAUCCCUGCUUCACUUGCCCAGCACUAUGACUCUUCACGACGGACAAUCUUUGAACGACGCAUUCCUCAAGUGCGGUAUUUGAUCACCAAGGCGAAAUUCCGAUGGUUACUUGCAGAGCAUCAAUUAUUGCUGGACGAACUAGACACCGUGAGAAAGGAGGAGGAGAGAAUGCGAGCGUCCGUGGAUGCAGUAAUGGACCGUGUACUCGUCAAGGAGCUUGGGUAA